Messenger RNA from Symbiodinium sp. CCMP2456, 770 nucleotides. The record is from the annotation of a GenBank genome assembly. NCBI's taxonomy places the organism in Eukaryota, Dinophyceae, Suessiales, Symbiodiniaceae.
GCGAGAUGUAUGCAAAGCGAAAUGAAGCCCAGCUGCCCUUGGACAUCAUUCAGAUCCAUCAUGGACAGGAAGAGUUCGAGUCCACGUUGAAGCGGCGACGGUACAACCUGGUGCCACCGACGCAGAUCACAGGCUAUGAGAUGGUCUGCCACCUGGAAGGUACAUGGGCCUACCAGCGCUGGGACGGACAAUUUGUCAUUCGUGAGGCCCCGCCACAGCUGCUGUGCGCGGACGCAGUGUCCAGGCUGAUCUACGUCGAUGUGUCCACCAAGGAGUUUGGCCCGCUGAUAAGCCCGACGAGCUCCGCAUGGGAGCGUCCACCCUACGGCUUUCCAGCGCUCUUCUUUGUACCUUUGAGCUCCGGGGCCUCCCUUUGGUUACGUGUGCACAAGGCUGACGAGUUGCGCGUUUGCUACUUGGAGCCACGCGGCUCGAGCCGCGUUACACGACAUGGCCUGGCAGCCGUCCGCGCCUCGUCGCGAACCGCCGAGCCGGUGGUCGUCAGUUUCAUUGGCGUCUGCAUGCUGCACGCGUUUGCAGACGGAAACUGCUAUCUUCCCUUGGUCAAGGACCUCAUGACCGGCUACGCUGCCGCUGCAGAGCAGAAAGAGCCUCAGCUGGCGCCCCUGGAGGCGAGGCCUCACCAAGUAGAAGCAAUCGGAAGGAGUUGCCAUCGUAGUAGUAGCAGUAGUAGUUGUAGUAGUAACUACUUAGUAUUAGUCUUCGUCGUUGUCAUUUUGGCAGUCUUAGAGCAGUUGCGGAAGAAGUAA